AUGGUCCUCUUGAAAUGGUUCGUGUGCCAAUUGGUCCUGUUUACUGCUUUUUCGCAUGCGUUUACCGACUAUCUAUUGAAGAAAUGUGCGCAAUCUGGAUUUUGUCAUAGAAACAGAAUUUAUGCUGAAAAUAUUGCCAGAUCCCAUCACUCUUAUUACAAAUUGGACGCCGAAUCUAUUGCUCACGAUCCUCUGCAGAAUGUUCUUCAUGCUACCAUAAUUAAGACUAUACCAAGAUUGGACGGCGAUGAUAUAGCCGUCGAGUUCCCAUUUUCUCUCUCUUUUUUACAGGAUCACUCAGUGAGGUUUACUAUAGACGAGAAAGAGAGAACGGUUACCAACAGCAGCGGGCUGUUAAUCUCUCCACAACGGUACAAUAAAACCUGGCAGCACGCAUUCGACAAGAAAUUUCAGGACGAGGUGAACAAGACCAACUUUCCAGAGUUACACUUCCUUAAGCAAGAACACACUGUGAAUUCGUUUUGGUCGAAAAUAUCAUCAUUUUUAUCACUUUCAAACUCCACUAAUAACAAAGUUCAUCUUCGAAAUGGUGAUGUGUCCUUGGAAAUUCUCACUGAACCCUUUCAAUUGAAAAUAUACUGGCGAAAUGCGCUGAAACUUAUUGUAAACGAACAAAAUUUCCUCAACAUUGAACAUCACAGAACUAAAGAGGAAAAUUUCGCACACGUGCUGCCAGAGGAAACUACUUUCAACAUGUUCAAAGACGAUUUUCUGUAUUCAAAGCAUGAUUCUUUGCCUUUGGGGCCUGAAUCGGUUGCACUAGAUUUCUCUUUCAUCGGGUCUACUAAUGUCUACGGUAUACCAGAACAUGCGACGUCACUACGGCUGAUGGACACUUCGGGUGGGCGAGAGCCUUACAGACUUUUCAACGUUGAUGUUUUUGAGUACAACAUCGGCACUACCCAACCAAUGUACGGUUCCAUCCCAUUCAUGUUUUCAUCUUCGUCCACAUCCAUCUUUUGGGUCAAUGCCGCUGACACUUGGGUGGACAUAAAGUACGACACCAAGCAAAAUAAAACUGUGACUCAUUGGAUCUCGGAAAAUGGUGUCGUGGAUGUAGUUGUGUCCCUGGGGCAAGACAUCCCGACUAUCAUCGACAAAUUUACCGAUUUGACUGGCAGACCGUUUUUGCCGCCAAUGGCCUCCAUUGGCUACCACCAGUGUAGAUGGAAUUAUAAUGAUGAAACGGACGUUCUCUCAGUGGACUCUCAGAUGGAUGUCCAUAGGAUUCCUUACGAUUUUAUUUGGUUGGACUUGGAGUAUACUAACGACAAAAAAUAUUUUACUUGGAAGCCAAACUCUUUCCCCAAUCCAAAAAGGCUGCUAUCCAAAUUAAAAAAGUUGGGAAGAAAUCUUGUCGUGCUGAUCGACCCUCAUUUGAAGAAAAAUUAUGAAAUUAGCGACAGAGUAAUCAAUGAAAAUGUAGCGGUCAAGGAUCACAAUGGAAAUAACUAUAUAGGCCAUUGCUGGCCAGGUAAUUCCAUAUGGAUUGAUACCAUGAGCAAGUAUGGCCAGGAAAUAUGGAAAUCCUUUUUUGAAAAGUUCAUGGACCUGCCAGCUAAUUUGACAAAUUUGUUCAUUUGGAACGAUAUGAACGAGCCUUCGAUUUUUGAUGGCCCAGAAACCACAGCUCCAAAGGAUUUGAUUCAUGACAACUACAUUGAGGAAAGAUCCGUUCAUAACAUUUAUGGCUUAUCAGUGCAUGAAGCUACUUACGACGCGAUAAAGUCGAUUUAUUCACAAUCCGACAAGCGUCCCUUUCUUCUAACGAGAGCAUUUUUUGCUGGCUCUCAACGUACUGCUGCCACAUGGACUGGUGAUAAUGUGGCCAAUUGGGAUUACUUAAGGAUUUCUAUUCCUAUGGUUCUUUCAAACAACAUCGCUGGUAUGCCAUUUAUCGGAGCCGACAUAGCUGGCUUUGCUGAGGAUCCUUCGCCUGAAUUGAUUGCACGUUGGUAUCAAGCAGGCUUAUGGUACCCAUUUUUCAGGGCACACGCCCAUAUAGAUACCAAGAGAAGAGAACCAUACCUUUUCAACGAACCCUUGAAGUCGAUAGUUCGUGAUACCAUUCAGUUGAGAUAUUUCCUAUUGCCCACCUUAUACACUAUGUUUCAUAAAUCAGGCGCAACUGGAUUUCCUAUAAUGAAUCCAAUGUUCAUUGAACACCCUGAAUUUAGUGAGCUGUACGAUAUCGACAACCAAUUUUACUGGAGUAAUUCUGGCCUUUUAGUUAAACCUGUUACGGAGCCCGAUCAAUCAGAAACGGAAAUGGUUUUCCCACCUGGUAUAUUCUAUGAAUUCGCAUCUUUGGUCUCUUUUACGAACGAUGGUACUGAUUUGAUAAAAAAGAAUGUUUCUGCACCAUUAGACAAGAUUCCGUUAUUUAUUGAAGGCGGCCACAUUAUCACUUUGAGAGAUAAGUAUAGAAGAUCCUCAAUGUUAAUGAAAAACGAUCCCUAUACCAUAGUGAUAGCUCCAGACACAGAAGGUCGUGCUAUUGGAGAUCUUUAUGUUGACGAUGGAGAAACUUUUGGCUACCAAAGAGGUGAGUACGUAGAAACUCAGUUUGUCUUGGAAAAUAAUAUCUUAAAGAACGUUCCAAGUCAUAUUCCUGAAAAUUUGAUUGAUAUCCACUACGAUACUUUGAGAAAUACCAAUAUUGAAAAAAUCAUCAUCGCGAAGAAUGGCUUAAAACAUAAUAUGACAUUGACAGACCGCAUUACAGUCAAACAAAAUGGCAAAGAAAGUUCAUUUUCGACUAGAUUUUCACAUGAGAAUGAUAAUAAGAUAACCAUUCUGAAUGCAUCGCUUGAUAUAACUGAAAAUUGGGAACUUGUUUUUUGA
Saccharomyces paradoxus is the source of this 2865-nucleotide messenger RNA. It is a transcript of the gene ROT2, whose product is annotated as glucan 1,3-alpha-glucosidase ROT2. Bases 1 to 2865 code for a protein of 954 amino acids. Gene Ontology annotation, molecular function: alpha-glucosidase activity; carbohydrate binding. The record is from RefSeq and is a predicted model, not a curated record. Lineage: Eukaryota; Fungi; Ascomycota; Saccharomycetes; Saccharomycetales; Saccharomycetaceae. Gene Ontology annotation, cellular component: glucosidase II complex. The transcript has a single exon. Gene Ontology annotation, biological process: carbohydrate metabolic process; N-glycan processing.